Molecule: messenger RNA, 537 nt
Organism: Mucor velutinosus
Lineage: Eukaryota; Fungi; Mucoromycota; Mucoromycetes; Mucorales; Mucoraceae
Gene: LCL2
Product: Long chronological lifespan protein 2
Exons: 1
Coding region: 1-537 (178 amino acids)
Source: RefSeq, a predicted model, not a curated record
AUGCCAACCGAAUUGGAUCCACACUACUAUUCCAAGGAAUUGAAUGAUAGCAAUGUUGAUAUUUUUGAUGCGAGCACCUACAACAUGCCAUCUGUCAGCGCUCAAGAUUUAAAGAAUAAACAGACUGCUGAUGCCAAAAGUUCAUACAGUGGUUCAUCUGGUGGACAGUCAGAUUGUAAUGCUCUUAUUUCACGUGCUAUGAAAUAUGCUGAUUACAUGACUCCCCCGAAGAAGAAUCGUCUAGAGCUUGUUAUGCGAGUGCAUUUACUCGGUCAUGUUGGCAUCAAUUCAAUGGAAAAGAUUUUGCACAAUGAUUACAAGGUACAUUGGACCAACAUGCGCAAUGACAUCGCCACAGUAACCAAGGAUUUUUAUGCUUGUCAAUCGCAUGGUAUCUACCAAGUGGGAUAUCAUCCUCCUCGUAGCGUGCUACCAGACAAUGUGUUCGAUCAUAUAGCUAUCGAUUUAGGUGAUUUUGCUACCACUUCCACCUCGGGCAAUAACUUCCUGCUAGUUAUUGUCGAUUAUUUCAGUUGA